AGGAUAAAUCAUAUGUGCAAAUACAUCGAGGUUUAUGAAGGUCUAAGGGGAUUAUAUAAACACCCUAAAGGCUCAGAAAUCUCCAAUAGUUGCUUACCGUAGGUGGUUGAAAAAUGGAUUCUUCAAUGGCAAGUCCUGGAGGGUCUGGUGAUGAAGGUUCUCACCAGGGAAGAAGACCCUCCUACAAACGUCUUUCUUCUGCUCAAACAGCCAGACUUGAAAGAUUCAUCAAGGAUUGCCCACACCCUGACGAAGCUCAACGACGUCAAUUAGCUUCUGAAAUUGGUCUUGAGACUAAACAAAUAAAGUUUUGGUUUCAGAAUAAGAGGACCCAAAUCAAGAAUCAACACGAGCGAGCAGAUAACACUGCUCUUCGGGUUGAGAAUGAUAGGAUCCAUACUGAAAACCUUCUAAUGAAAGAGGCACUGAAGAACAUGCUUUGCUCAUCUUGUGGGGGUGCACCGUGUCAAGAAGAAGAUCAUGAACAUGCAAUCCAAAGUAUGCAACUUGAAAAUAUUCAGCUAAAAGAAGAGCAUGAGAAAGUGUCUAGCCUUCUUGCAAGGUACUUGGAGAAACAAAUGUCACCACCUGAGCUCCAACAACAGGCUUUUAAUAUUCCUAUCAUAGGAUCAAGUUCACAUGCUCCAGAACUUGAAAAUUCAUCACUAAACUAUGAGAUUGGUGGAAGUUCAUCAAGUCAUGGUCCAAGUCGUUAUGGUAUGCAAAUUAUGGUUAGUGAUGACCAUAACUUAUUGAGAAGUGAAGGUAUAGAAAAGGCCCUUAUGUUUAAGGUUGCUGCUGCCGCAAUGAACGAAUUGAUUAGGCUUAUUCGGAUUAAUGAGCCCUUAUGGACCAAGUCUUCAACUCAAGAUGGGAAGCCAAUUCUUCAGCAUGAAAAUUAUGAGAAAAUAUUUCCAAGGACCAAUAGUUUCAAAGGUGCCAAUCUGCGUGUAGAAGCAACAAAAGAAUCAGGAAUAGUGAGCAUUAAUAGCAUUCAACUAAUUGACAUGUUUCUGGAUCCGGACAAAUGGGUUAAUCUGUUCCCAACAAUUGUUACAAAGGCAGAAACAAUGAAAGUAAUUGAAAAUGGUUUGGUAGGAAGUCGAAGUGGAGCCUUGCAGCUGAUGUUUGAGCAAAUGCAUGUUCUUUCACCUUUGGUGCAACCUCGCGAGUUUCAAUUCCUUCGCUAUUGUCAGCAAAUUGAAGAAGGUGUAUGGGUGAUAGCAGAUGUGUCAUUUGAUUCCUUUCGACAAAAAACCUCUUUUUUUCACUCUUGGAGACAUCCCUCUGGAUGCAUGAUUCAAGAAAUUCCUAAUGGCUGUUCCAUGGUUACUUGGGUUGAACAUGUGGAAGUGGACGAUAAGAUCCAAACCCAUCAGCUAUACAAAGACCUUAUUGCUACAGGAAUUGCAUACGGAGCAGAAAGAUGGAUUAUGGAACUUCAAAGAAUUUGCGAGAGAUUUGCUUGCUUUUAUGUUGAAAGGAUACCUAGUCAAGACUCUGGAGGAGUGAUCAAUUCUCUUGAAGGAAGGAGGAGUGUAAUGAAUUUUUCGCAUCGUAUGAUCAAAGUCUUUUGUGAGAGUUUAACCAUGUCAGGUAACUUGGACUUCCCACAUAUGAAUAUGGAGAACAAUAGCGGUUUGAGGGUUUCUAUUCGCAAAAACAGAAACCACCUUGGUCAACCAAAGGGCAUGAUUGUUGUAGCUGCUACCUCCAUUUGGCUUCCUCUCCAUUACAUGAAAGUUUUUGAGUUCUUCACUGAUGAUAGAAGACGUGCUCAGUGGGAUGUUCUUUGCUUUGGAAAUGAUGCGAACAAGGUUGCACACAUCUCAAAUGAAAUUCAUCCUGGCAAUUGUAUAUCUAUUUAUCGGCCAUUCAUCCCUAAUGAGAACAAUGCGCUGGUUCUUCAAGAGAGUUUCACAACUCCCAUGGGAUCGUAUGUUGUGUAUGCUCCAACCGAUGUAGCAGCUAUGAAUUCGGCCAUAAACGGAGAAGACUCUUCAAUGUUACCAGUUCUUCCAUCAGGUUUUGUCAUCUCUGCAGAUGGUGAACCAAAUGCAGCUUUGGGAGCAUUUAAUAGUUCAGAUAUUGAAAGAUUGGGAGGCUCAUUACUGACUGUGGCUUUCCAAAUACUUGCUUCAAGUCCAGAUGGAAUCAAUAUGUCAAACAUGGAAUCUGUGGAAGCUGUGAACUCCCUUUUAACCUCAACAAUCCUAAAAGUCAAGGAUGCUUUGAAUUGCAACAACUUGGAGUGAUCUUUUGGUUAUGUAGUUUUUUUUCCUAUCUCUAGCUCAAGGACAAAAUAUUGCUUUGUUUCCUUUGCAUGCAUGACUAGUUUGCUUGACAUUUGAAUUAAAUAAUAUCUGCUUUAUUUCA
This is a messenger RNA of Glycine soja, 2376 nucleotides long. RefSeq names its product homeobox-leucine zipper protein HDG11-like. Gene Ontology annotation, molecular function: DNA binding; lipid binding; DNA-binding transcription factor activity, RNA polymerase II-specific. The coding region runs from base 114 to 2255 and encodes 713 amino acids. Gene Ontology annotation, biological process: regulation of DNA-templated transcription. The transcript is spliced from 10 exons. Lineage: Eukaryota; Viridiplantae; Streptophyta; Magnoliopsida; Fabales; Fabaceae. The record is from RefSeq and is a predicted model, not a curated record.